This is a messenger RNA of Boleophthalmus pectinirostris (great blue-spotted mudskipper), 10327 nucleotides long. Its product is annotated as sodium- and chloride-dependent taurine transporter-like. The transcript is spliced from 15 exons. Gene Ontology annotation, cellular component: plasma membrane. The record is from RefSeq and is a predicted model, not a curated record. Gene Ontology annotation, biological process: taurine transmembrane transport; neurotransmitter transport; sodium ion transmembrane transport. Lineage: Eukaryota; Metazoa; Chordata; Actinopteri; Gobiiformes; Gobiidae. Gene Ontology annotation, molecular function: taurine:sodium symporter activity. Bases 259 to 2148 code for a protein of 629 amino acids.
AGAGCGGCGCGGAGCGGAGAGGCAGCCCGGUGAUUUUCCACUGCCGCUGAUGCCUCUCCUCAAAGCCCCCGUCUCGAUACAAAGGUCAGAGCGAGCCGAGCUUAUAAUAGGCGAGCGACGCGUGCGGAUCUCGCAGUCUGUCGCGCGGACACGGUACGGACACGAGCACGAAGAAUCGAUGAAAAAUUUACAAACAAGGGACUUCACUUUGUAAGGACGAUAAAAGGACAAAAUCAACAGACAUCGCAUCAACUCAGAAUGUCUCAGAAGGAGAAGCUGCAGUGCCUGAAGGACUUCCACAAGGACACGCUGAAGCCGUCUCCAGGGAAGAGUCCAGGCACCAGGCCCGAGGACGAGGCUGAGGGGAAACACCCCCAGAGGGAGAAAUGGGCCAGCAAACUGGACUUUGUCCUGUCUGUGGCCGGGGGAUUCGUGGGCUUAGGCAACGUGUGGCGCUUCCCCUACCUCUGCUACAAGAACGGCGGAGGUGCAUUCCUCAUCCCCUACUUCAUCUUCCUGUUUGGUGGAGGGCUGCCGGUCUUCUUCUUGGAGGUGGCCCUGGGACAGUUCACCUCCGAGGGGGGCAUCACCUGCUGGGAGAAGCUCUGCCCCAUCUUCACCGGGAUUGGUUAUGCCUCCAUCGUGAUCGUGUCUCUGCUCAACAUCUACUACAUUGUCAUCCUGGCCUGGGGAGUCUACUAUCUGUUCCAGUGUUUCCAGAAGGAGCUGCCCUGGGCUCGCUGUAACCACCCCUGGAACACCGAGCGCUGCAUCGAGGACACGUAUCGAAAGAACAAAACCCUGUGGAUGGCCGCCAACGCCACCAGCCUCUCCAACUUCACCUCCCCCGUCACCGAGUUCUGGGAACACAACGUACUGGGAAUCACCAGUGGGAUUGAGGACAUUGGUCAGAUCAAAUGGGACCUGGCCCUGUGCCUGCUGCUGGUCUGGGUCAUCUGCUUCUUCUGCAUCUGGAAGGGGGUCAAGUCCACUGGAAAGGUGGUCUACUUCACUGCCACGUUCCCCUUUGUGAUGCUGAUCGUGCUCUUGAUCCGUGGAGUGACUUUGCCCGGUGCUGCCGAAGGAAUCAAGUUUUACCUGUACCCCGACCUCAACCGCCUCAAGGACCCGGAGGUCUGGAUUGACGCGGGCACCCAAAUCUUCUUCUCCUACGCCAUCUGCCUGGGUGCCAUGACCUCUCUCGGGAGCUACAACAAGUACAAAUACAACUGCUACAGGGACUGUUUGCUGCUGGGAGCCCUCAACAGUGGUACCAGUUUUGUGUCUGGAUUCGCAAUAUUUUCCGUCCUGGGCUUCAUGGCACAAGAGCAAGGGGUGGACAUUGCUGAUGUGGCAGAGUCAGGUCCCGGGCUGGCGUUCAUAGCGUACCCCAAGGCAGUCACCAUGAUGCCUUUCCCAACUCUAUGGGCUGUCCUAUUUUUUAUAAUGCUGCUGCUGCUUGGCCUCGACAGUCAGUUUGUGGAGGUGGAAGGGCAGAUCACUUCUCUGGUCGAUCUGUAUCCGUCCUUCCUAAGGAAGGGUUACCGCAGAGAGGUCUUCAUCGCUAUACUCUGCUGCAUCAGUUACCUGCUCGGACUCACCAUGGUCACCAAGGGUGGCAUGUACGUGUUCCAGCUGUUCGACUACUAUGCAGCCAGCGGUGUGUGCCUUCUGUGGGUGGCAUUCUUUGAAUGCGUUGCUGUUGCCUGGGUUUAUGGCGUUGAUAAUUUCUAUGAUGCCGUUGAGGACAUGAUUGGCUACAGACCAAACCCAUGGAUGAAAUGGAGCUGGACCGUCUUCACUCCUCUGCUCUGUGUGGGCUGCUUCAUUUUCUCCUUGGUCAAAUAUAAGCCAUUGACGUACAAUAAGGUCUACCAGUACCCGGACUGGGCCAUCGGUCUGGGCUGGACUCUGGCUCUGGCCUCCAUGAUCUGCAUCCCCAUGGUGGUGGUCAUCAAGAUCAUCCGCUCUGACGGGCCGCUCAUCGAGAGGAUCAAGGCGGUGGCAGCCCCAGUGCGCGGAGGUGCCAGCUCUCGUCCCGCUGGUCACCGUGGUCUGAAGGAGCUCAACUACCCCCUGGACCCCAACAUGAACAAGGGCCUUCUGCUCAAGGCCCCCAGCCACACCAUCGUCGAAACCAUGAUGUAGACCUGCCCACCCGACCGCUAGGGGGCGCUCUCCGUGAGAAAACCCCUCCUCUGUCCUCUUCGCUUUCGGAGCUAGCUUUGUCUUUCUGUCUGUCUGUUCGUCUGGUGGACUCAAAAGGGUUUAGGGAAAAAAAAAAAAAGAUCAAGCUGUUUAGGAAAUUGUGAAAUCGGGAAAGUAGUAGUAGAUGAUGUAAGCCUGGCCAGUCAGACCUACAAGUUUUCAUGGAUUUUGUUGAAACUCUUACCAAAAAUAUCCAACCGUGCAAAAUUAAAGGUGCACUGUGUAACUUUUUGGUUGUUUCUAUGGAUCUGUGGUCAUUAGUCUACCUGGAAUGUUCCACAGUGUGACAUUAAACAGCUCUACCUAACAUUUAUUCAAUUACAAGUGGUUUUAUAGCUCAAAAAUCGCUAUAAACAGACAUUCUGACUGUGGGCGGCAUCGCCUCUCCACAGAUCUGACCUGUAAACCUGCCACCUACUUGUAUCCAUGGAGAUAUAUACGUUUUGUGCUAUACUUUAGGAACACUUUAGGCUAACAUCUCCAUGGAAACAAGCAGGCAGCAGACCCUCCACUAGAAAAAUUACACAAUGCCCCUUUAAGUAAGCACAACAGUUGACACUAACUUUACAUUGUUGCUGAGCUAGCAACAAUGCGUUGACAUUUUUAAAUUUUUUUUAGUUUAAAAAAAUUAUUCUAAUAGCAGUUAUCAUUAGCCAUAAGCAUCGCAAAAUAAAUCCAGAUCCUGUUUGAACAUUGUUGAGUCAUACCCUUUUAUUUAGAACUGAUUUAUUAAAACAACAACAACAACAAUUAGCAAAUGAGCUAACGGCUACAUAUUCAUUACAGAGAGUUUGAUUUUGAUUUGGCUUGUACGAUUUAUUUUUAGAGGCUACCAACCCUCGUCUGUGGCUUUAUUUAUUUUUCAUUUUUGACCUUCCUUAAAGUCCUUUUCGAAUCUGUUUCCAAAUCCGUAGAAAAUGAGUAAGUACGUCUGGCCAGGCUUGGACUUUCUUGAUGAAAAGGGUACCAGUCACAUUUCAAAUCUAUUUCUAUCUGAAGUUGCCCCUCUUUCAAACGUUCUUGCGAUUAAAUCUAUAGCACUUAGUUUUAUGGACUAAACGGUGAAAUUACACCAGCCGAGAAACUUGAAACCUCUUUUUAAAUAUCACGUCUAACAAACUUGUGCCAUAAGGUUUUCCCAUUUAAUUUAUUACCAGUUUACAACAAACUUAAGCACUACAAAUGCUUUAUGAAGACUUAUUUUUCUUGACCAACGUUUGGAAUAGUUAAAUAUUCAAAGACGUGAAGCUGGAGCUAAUUCCGCUUUUGGAUUUUUUGCCACAGCUGUAUGUUGAUAAAAAUUUAAAAAAAAUAAUAAAGUAUUUUCCACUGGCGUAGUACAAAGAAAUGCUGCAGCCACAGAUCUGAAUGUAUGAAGACAUAAUCAUAAUUUCAAAGCCAUGAAAAUUCCAUUCUUUUGGGACCACGAAAAGGCUAAACCGAAGUGUAUGUCUGAAUUAAAAGUAGGGGUGUAACGGUACACAAAAAUCAUGGUUCGGUACAUACCUCGGUUUUGAGGUCACGGUUUGGUUCAUUUUUGGGACAGUAUGGGAACAAAAUGCUAAACCAUUUGCUUGUUGUUUAUUUGUGUUUUUAUUAAACCAACUAUUUGUCUUAACAUUAUACAAACUGGAAAAUAAAAUAAAUGCAAAGUGCUGCUUGGUAAUACUAAUAAGUUAAAUAAAAUAUUCUCAAAUAAGCAACACAUGUAUGAAAUAUUAUAAAAAAUAAUUUCCUUGUAAACAGUAAACACAAAGUAAAGUGCAGAACUAACAGUCCCAGCUUGAAGUUUUACUCAAUCUUCAUAUUUUUGGUGAGAAAAAAACAACUUGCCCAUAUUGUCGGAGGGACGUAAUCAAGGUGGGGGGCAAUUGUUGUCAAGGUGGUCGCCCUAACUAUAAAGCGCCAUGGGAAACACUUCCACCCCAAUCACGGACAAAUUCCCUCGUGAAUAUUAAAGAGCCGAGCCUUUCCUGUACCUGCACAUGUAGAGGAGGAAUGUAAACACACACUAAUUGCGUGAACUCAGUCAUGCACUGAACCGAACGUCCUGUACCGAAACACUUCAGCACGAAUACAUGUACCGUUACGCCCCUAAUUAAAAGGGUUUUUAGUAUUCAGUAAAUGAGAAUUCCAUUAUAAGUGUCGAUCAAAUCCUAAACAUAAGCUAAUUCAGUGUUUUGACGAGCAUUUGACGAGUAUAACUUCCAGCCUCGAUUAGCUUCAUUUGACUGGAGCCGAAUGGUAUGGCUGACGUCCACUUAUAUGUACGGUCUAUGAUUCCAGCGUAACAGCUUUUGUGCAGCUUUAGCUUAAAUAUGCUACUGAUAUUGAAAAGCACAUUCUUAGGUAGUUGGUUACGAAAGGUUAACAACUCACCUGAAAAGCACCAAAACGCUCGCAUGUAGAAACAACGAGGACCACAGAAAGGCUGCUACGCGUCGCUCGCUUACGUCCUUAGAAAAUGAAAACCCUACAUUAGUUGAGACAUAUUCCUUCGAAGUAAAAGCCCUGACUGAAGCUGGUUCUUGAUCGCACCUUAGCACAAUCUGCCAUAGCCUUAUAGCACUGUACUUGGUCUAUGGUUUUCGGACUAGACUAAAACUGAAUUUGAAUGGUCGUCUGAAAGGAUUUGAAGUGUGGAGGUCCAACCCUUGAGUAUAGGUUAAUUGUGAUGUACUGUAUUGUAGUAGCUUAACAGUCAAUAUAUCUAUUUUGUCUAUAUAUUUCUCUGCCCUAGACCAAUUUACAAUAUAGGCUUUUCCUUUGCGGCUUACAACUUUGGACAUUAUUAUUACUAUGACAACUACUUUUGUCCUCUUUCAAUGUUUAGACUUUUAUAUUAAGACUAUAAUGUUAUUGGUAUUCACUAUUGAUGAUAUUGCUGUAGUUUGCAUUUAACGAAGGUCUUUUAUUUUGAAGUGCAUUUGUAGAGGCAGCCCGCCGGCUACUUUUCAAAGUAAGAGUCAAAAGAACGAACGCUGGAAAAGCGCCGGCGGUCGUGUCUAUAAAUGUGUGGGGUAAAGUUUGAACACUUUUGUUUUCUGUAUAUACCGACACUCAGUAUUUUUUAAUUUGAAGGGCACUUAUUCACAUGUCUACAAAAAAAUAGAUGCCCGUUUAUAGUGGCUGCUAUUUGGUUUGACACUGUUUGGAUAAAUUGGUCCGGACGCCGUGUUGUGAAAGACUUUGAAAGAUUAAAAACACAACAAAUAUAUAUAAAAACAUUCACUUGAAGUGCACUAUGUCACUUCUAAGCUGGAGGGUCUGCUACUUGCUUGUCUCCAUGGAGAUGGUAUUUCUUUGCAUAGAAUCUUCUGCAGUAGGGCAUUAACACAUAUUCACCUUGCAUUUAAUGUUCAAUUACCGUAUUUGGAUGAUAAGUCGCUCCGGAGUAUAAGUCGCACCAGCCAAAAAAUGAGUAACGAAGAAGAAAAAAACAUUUAAGUCACACUGGACUAUAAGUUGCACUUUUUGGGGGAAAUUUAUUUUAUAAAAUCAGAGACCAGGAACCGACAUUUCAUGUUGACAGGCAAAUUAUAGCAAUAACAAUAGAACAACAGACUGUUAACAUCACAUAUGAACAGUUCUUCAGAUAACUAUAACAUAAACAAUAGAACAGAACAAGUUUACCAAACUCUCCAUCUCACUCCAAAUCACUAAAUCCACUGAAUUCUUCAUCCUCUCUGGAGGUAAACAAAGUGCCGCUCCCUCGUCAGACUCAGCAUCAGUUCCAGUUAGGAUUAUUCCGGCCUUUCUGAAAUCCAGUAGGAUGGUUUCGGUUGUCAAUGAAGUCACUUAAAUGUUAAAUUUUCAGUGGUACAGAAGGAAUGGUGCGAUCGACUGACAUGAUACAGACAGGACAGAGGCAGCAGCAGAUACUGAUACACAAGCCUAGAGUGACAAUUUUAAUAUAUAAAUCAUGCCGGAGUAUAAAACGCAGGACCACGGAAACCAUGAAAAAAAGUAUGACUUAUAGUCCAAAAAACACGGUAUUUGUUCAGUUUUACAGCUGAAAAACACCUUAAAAACCAUGAAUCGUCACCAUGUAGCUCUGACCAUUAACCUGCCUUCAUUGCAAUUACCAAGUUUAUUUCAAUACUGUGGAAUAAGACCAAACUGUAAGAGAGACAAGCAGGUGGUGGACCCUCCACGACAAAAGUUAUCCAGUGCACCUUCAAAUCUAUUCUUUCAAGAUGAAUUUUGGCCUGUCAAAUCCCUACAGCUUUUCACGAAUCACGACAAAGUAUUUUUAAGUUUGUUAAUGUUAACAACGCAUCAAUUUCAUUUAUAUUCAAUCGUAUUAAAGCUACAUUUACAGACAUUUGCACUUAUAACAGAUACACUUAAGUUGAUUGCGGUUAACACCAAACUAUACUGUAUAAUGUCUAAUAAAAAUCCAACAAGGCCGUUAUUCGAAAUCAAUUGUCCAAACAGUGUCAUAACAAAAGUUGACUGUACCCAAAAUCUGUCUGAGCCCUAAUACUCCUAUCACAACUGCCUAUAUGUACUAGUAAUUUAUAUACAUUCAUUUUUAUAUCUCUUUAUAACAAAUAACUUUUCCAUUUGCCUAAUCGUCACCAGCCCAUCUCUCAGGAGCUCCUCUCUUGUGCUUUCGUAUAUUAUCUACUGUACCGGGAUGAAAAAGUACUUCUACUGCCCCCGAUUUUGGCGUAAAGUAAAUGUACGGAGAGUUGAUUUUAUUGUUGCACCUUAUUUGUACGAUUGGGAUUCAUAUCAGAGGCCAGAUACACUGCCAUCGUGAGAAAAAAUCAGGGUCCUUCGCAUGUAAAAUCGGUUUUAAAAAUGUGAUUCAAGAGCACACGGAAUCAUCGCGACCAAUUGAAAGAGAAAUUUUUCAUAUCAUUACUAAGUACAAACAUAUUCAUUUUUUUCAUAAUAGGUUGUGUGUGUUUAUGCUAAGCGCCAUUGCAUUCUUCCUUACUACAUACGCGUUGUUUUUUGUUUGUUCGUUUGUUUGUUUGUUUUAAAUACAGCUUAAAGUUUAUCUUAAAAGAUCUGCGCACAAAAUUUAAACCAAUAAAGACUUAAAUUUUUAACAAUAAAAACAAUUUGGCCAGACAUUAGCAGUUAGCAUUGACGCUAAUUCGGGCGCGCUGAAUGAGCUAGCAAGCUAAAAUAGCAUUACAUAACAUUUGCUAUGAUAACUUUUCAUAAAUUUAACAGCUUUUCGAUUAAAUAUUCUCUUUAACAUUCAUUUCAGUACAUUUUGAUCAAUUUGUUUUGAUCAAACUAGCUUGGAAAAGUCAUAAAGCAAGUAUUAUUCAGCUAGCUAACAAACCAGAGACUCUAAGCAUUCUGGGAAACGCAGUCCUUCAGCAAAACGGGGUCAAAAGCUUGUGCUAAGAUCUCUUAAUAUGAACCACAAGCCACAUAUCUUAACACAUUAUGCAGUAAUACAUGCAAAGUUGUAUUUCAUGUAUUUUAUAACUUUUGCCUUUCUACACUCCCCCGUCCGUUAACCUAAACCUGUUUUUGAUUUGUUUAAAGCAUUAGCAAACAUGCACAUGAAUGUUGAAAUGUGAAAGUAACCUUUGGGUUAUUUUUUAGCCUGAUAAAAGCUUUUUUUUUUUUUUUUUUUAAUGUUUUAAUUAUUUUGUUCGGGUCAUUUUGUGUUGUCAUUUAUAAGUGUGUGUCUUUUUCGCAUUUGCCUUUUGUAUUCCAAAUAUUUGUACCUCUUUCAUUGGACUGUCAAUCAAAAAACGAAAAAAACUGCGACUUGUAUGUGCAAUACUUUGUAGAAAACUUUAAUUUUUAUGCUGGUUAUUCCAAAGUGGUACUUUAUAAUUAAGCUUGUGAAGAAUUUGAACGAUCAGGGUCCAGCUGAAGUAGGCAACAAAUUGCUCCAAAUUGUGACAAAGAAACCAAAACAGAACCACUACAGCAAAUAUUGUGGUUUGAAUGCACUGAAAAUAAACCAUCAAACUGAAUUUACAACUAUGAUUUAUUUUUUCUGAGACUUUUAUUUUGAAAUGCAAAAACACUGCCACUAAGCCCACAAUGUCGUACAGCUGCAUAUCAUCAAGUCGCUUCAGCUAUGACGCUACAAAAGAGAAGUUUUCCCCAAAGCCAGCUAACAUCAUCCCAUCGCUACCAUGUCCAACUUCGAAGCAAAACUAGAAUGUUCCGCAGUAUGGCAUUAAAGGGGGACUAAGCACAUAAACUCCACCCACAACUGCAUUUCAAAUAGAGCUGCUAAACUGGGGCAGUAAAAAAGUGAGAGGAGAGGCGGGGCGGAGUCUGGACGUAUAAGGAUCACUGUGACUGUUCUAACAGUUAUUGACACUUUAAAAUCCGCCCCUGCAGCCAGAUAUUUGUAAUCAGAAACCCAUGGCUGUAAUCAGGGCAGUCCUACGUAAUGUCACAUAGUACCUGAAAUUGCUUUUUUUUUUUUUUUUUUUUUUUUACCAGAAACCUACAAAUGUACCUGUGUUGCACUAAAAAUGCUUAACACUGCCUAAGAACAGUGGAUAAUGCUAUUAAAACACCAUUAUACUGUAUUUUUUGGACUAUAAGGUGCACCAGAUUAUAAGGCGCAAUAUCAGUAAUCUUGAAUUCUCUCAUCUAUUUUCAUACAUAAGGCGCACUGGAUUAUAAGACGCAUUAAGCGAAACAAAUAGACGACAAUUGAGACUGAUCCCUUAGCUCAGGCGUCCACGAUCUAUCAACAGAUCGUGGCGUAAUUCACCCGGCGUUGCCUCCCUGUCUUGGUGAAUCUGUAUUAUUGGAUUUUUAUUUUCUAUAAGGAGGACUCAAAUAUACAUUGAGUAAUAAUGUGUUUAAUGCAGCUUUGCUCACAUUUGUUUACGUUUUACAGAAACGAAACUUAAAACCACACGGCUCAUUUGCGUAAACUAUAAGCACUGAAAAAAACAGCUCCCUCCUUGCGCGCAGAUGUGGUCAGCUUCUGUCGAACUAAAGGACACGACUCAGUGGAAUGAAUGUGUUUUAAUUCUGCGACAAGGCAACGGCGGCAGUGUGCGUUGUGUCGACGCAGAACUAUACUUCACCCUUUACUCCACGAGGCUCCUGACUACAGUAGCUGUAAUGCUCCGACAAUCCAUCAAGCGGUGGGGCUUCGUAGUUUACCAAAGUCGUACUAAAACAUUUUGACAGAUUUUUGAGCGCCGUGUACCACAUAAAAUCGGUUCGAGGUCAGUAAGCACAACCAGAAUUAAUACAUAAGACGCAAUGUCAAUUUUUGAGAAAAUUAAAGGAUUUUAAGCGCGCUUUAUAGUCCAAAAAAUACGGUAUACAGUUUAGUAGCAAAACAACUGGAUUUAGCCUUUAGUCCCAUAGUAAAAACAAUUACUUUUAUUCAUUGACAGGUGUUUUAUUGCUAUAAGAAUCACCUUGAAAAAUUAAACAGGAACCAGUUAAUGCAAUACUGCGGAACAUUCCGGCCAAAUAAACAACAUUGUAUUCCUUGUGUACUCAUAGAACCAGAGUUACAUUUUAACUAACUAUUUGAAUCGGCUGAAAAUAGCAAACAAAACAAAAACAAAACAAAAAACAUGGCUGCCUUGGUGAAAACUGAUCUCUUCUCAUAUCACCAUCCUAACUUUCCCAUAAUUCAUUUCCAUACAUCCAUAUUGAGAACACUGCUGCCUUAGAGCAUUAACAACCGCAGACUUGAGUUUCAAAAUUUCAUAAUUCAAAACUGCCUCUAAUCUUUUCAAACUUGUAAUACAAUUUUUGGUAUAUUUUCCAUUUAUAUUGUACAAUUAUAUUCUUACAUGCAUUUCUAUGGACGUUUCAUCAAUUUUAACAACAUUAGUUACUCAGAGAACCAUAGUUACAACCAUAGUUACAGAUUCUCCUUGCUAGGGAUUGUGGGAAAUUGAGUCCUGCUGUUAAUUAUAUGGAAAGUCCUUCCUUGUAAAGCUGUAUACCAGUCAAUCCUUUUGGAGAAUGUAAAAUGGGGAAAUGUUUUUAAUUCUUGUUGAAAACAUUUUUAAUUGAAAGGUUUUUUAUUUUAUUUUAAUGGCCAACUUGUAAGCUACAAAAAAGAAAAUCAAAAAAUACAAUGUGUGUUUGAACAGGUUUAACAAAGAUGUAAACCUUUUUUAUUUGAUAAUAAAACUGUCUUCAUGAAAUA